Molecule: messenger RNA, 5467 nt
Organism: Spirodela intermedia
Lineage: Eukaryota; Viridiplantae; Streptophyta; Magnoliopsida; Alismatales; Araceae
Source: the annotation of a GenBank genome assembly
AUGGCGGACGACGUUCCGAUGAGCCCCGAGCUGGAGCAGAUCAAUGGCGAGAUCCAGGACAUUUUCCGAGCUCUCGCGUGAGUUUUUUUAUGCUUUUGUUUUCUUAUUCGUUUCCCCUUCCUCAGCUCAUGCUUUGUUCUUCUCGUUGGGUGUUGUUGGGCUGUUUACUGUGCCGCCUGUCUCCAUUGAUUUAACUAAUGCAAUAUUUGUGUGCAAUUCCCACCUUGUUUUCCUUGACGUUCGGCGGAGGGAGGGUUGGAGGAAAGUUGCUGAUUCGGGUUCUUGUCGGAACAACGGCGGAGUUCUGGAGACGUGUUUUUAGGAUAGACGUUUGAAGAUUUGGAAUCUAGGUGUAAUUGUGACCUGUUCAGAUUAGGUUGCAGUACAAAGUUGAAGCAUCCAAUAAAAGACAUUAUUUACUCAGAACACAUGCUAUUCCGUUAAUUUGUCGACUUCAUAGUGAGUUGGCAUGAUUUAGUAAUUGGCUCUGAUUUGUAUUAUAGAACAAGAGGACUGUGACAGCAGAAAGUAAGCUCUCCAAGUUCAAUUUAUCUUUUGGACGGUAUCGUUAGCAAUACUCAGAUCAUUCCUAUCUGAACUAUCAGAUAUUUGGGAACCACGCUCUUGGCAGUGAGCGAAGCAUACAUUGCAGUAAUUAUCUGUUCUUCAUUUAGCAAGUUUUGGAAUAAUACCACAAUCAGUGGAUGACUGUUGCAUGUAUGAGAAGCCUCAGUUUGACUUCCCACGUUCCAUUGUUCAUUGAUGGGCUUUAUGGGGUUUUGUGCUAGUAUCCCAUAUACAUAUAUCUUCAUUUUUCUCGUCAAUGUGUCUAUUAUUGCUUUCAGUAACUCAUCACCAAACAUGAAUACUGAUAACCUGUCAUGGGUAAGGGCGAACUAUAGGCUAGUUUUCCUAUCUACAGAGAGAGAUGUCUCUCAUAUAUUUUUCAUGGUUGACGAAAAUUUAUCCUCGGAAUACUAUUUCUUCAGAAUAAUUAAUUAGCAUUUACUCUUGUCAUGCUAUCAUAUCAGGGGCCACUUGGUCAACAGGUUAAAAUCUUCUGACACGAUUUCCCACCUUCUGAGGGAAAUCGUAUUUUGACCCGGAAGCCUAGAUAGGGACUUCAUAAUGUCAUUUUUUUAUUCCACUCUGCACUCUGGAAGCCUCACAUUGACCACCUGAAAUGUCGGAAAAUUGUUAUUUUGAUCAACCACGUCGCAUAUUUUAUUAACUGAACAUCAGGCUUAUUUGAAUUCCGCGUUCCUCUUCUGAUGCAGCAGAAAUUGCGGAAGAAUAAAAAAAACCCGGCCUUGAAUCCACAAGGCUCGAAAUUCCUGAAUCCUUAGUCCCCAAGGAUCAGAAUAAUGCCCUUGAAUCCACAGGGGUUGCUCUGAUACCACUUGACCCAGUGGAUGUUACGUGGGAUAAAAGAUUUGAGCCUUGAAUCCCUAAGUCAUGGAUCUUGAACAACGAGGUCCUGAACCAGAUUCCUUUUUUUGGACUCAUAACUUUCGCCCUACAUUAUCUUCUGCAGGGACUGUGUUUGGUCUUAUACUUUGAUGUGCAUUUUUAUCUCAAAAAGAAGAAAAUUAUUGAUUUGAUUCCAGCUCAGAUUAGUUAUCUUAUGUUUGAUCUAAAUAUUCAAAUGUUUUAGUAGUCAUUCAUUAUCUCGGUCAGCUUGGAGAUUGCAUGUUCUUAUUUGACGAGACAGUGUUGUGCCUUUUGUUUUUAAUAUCCGCUGUGUUGUAGUUGACAAAGUAGAUUCAUCGCAUUUUAAUACUCACCCUUUGAUCUUUAAUGUGCUUUGAUAUUUUCUUCUGCAGAAAUGGUUUUCAGAAAUUGGACAAGAUUAAAGAUCCUAACAGGCAAACAAAGCAGUUGGAAGAACUCACUGGAAAGAUGAGAGAAUGCAAGAGGUUUGCCAGAUGAUUGCCUUUUAUUAUUCAUUUAUUUUCCUUUGUUCUUACAUUAAUGCGUUUUUUCUUCCUGGGUAGCCGGAAGGAAUAUACGUCGUGGAAGUUGUUUUAUAUUUCAUUUCGUGCUUUGGGUAUGUCAGAGUAUGCUUUUACGAGCUCAAGUAUGAGAAGUUAUUCUAUUCAUUCUAUGUUCGUAGGCUUUUUUCCAUUUAAUAAAAUAUAUUUUAUGCACAAUGAAUUGCCAGAUCGGUGUAUUCAUUUAGGAUGAAUCAAUGACUUAAGUGUUAUGCAAUGACAUAGUCAUCUUUUUGUUUCAGAUUAAUUAAAGAGUUUGAUCGCGAACUAAAGGAUGAAGAGAGUAAAAAUCCUCCUGAGAUUAAUAGGCAACUCAAUGACAAGAAACAAUCCAUGGUUGGUCAAUUUUACCUGCUCCUUUUGUGGUUUUGUUGUCAAAAUUUCAGUUAACUAUAUCAUUUGUUGAUGCAGAUCAAAGAGCUGAAUUCGUAUGUGGCUCUCAGAAAAACGUAAGUCUCUCUCAUUCACUGGGCAAUCACUCUUGCAUUUAACCCAUCUUGGGAAUCGACGUCUCAUAACAUGGGGCUAUUACCUUUCUCACACUGUCAUUACUGAAACAUCGUUGCAUCAAUGGGUGGAAGACUCCAUAUUAGUUUCAUAAUUCGCAAUUAAUUGAAUCAAUUAUUUGUAGAUUCGAUGUUUUUGCUUAACUGCCAUCUAUUUCACGAGGUAGACUCUCUUUGUGGAACAAAUUUCAGAUUGGAUUCAAGCAAUCAUCAGCAGUUGGUAAAUAGCGUUGGAGUUCAAGCAGUUGUAAAUCUUAUAACCUGAUAAUGCGGAUAUGGAAAAGUUUGUUGGUUAAAAAUAUCAUUACGAUCUUUUGUGAUGAAGACAUUUUCUUUCAUCCUUCUAAAACGGUGGGGCGGAGAGUGGUCGUCAUACUGAGUUGAGAAGAACUUUCAAGGUUUGCCAUUCAUUCUUUUAUUGGCGUGAUUGCAUGCUCAUCUGAAGGCAAGCAAAUUUGAACAUAAAUAAAAGCGCAUUUUUGUGCCAGAAUGGGAAGAAUUUCUUUACAGAACUACGCUGGCCAAAUAUAUUCUCACAUACAUGAUGUCGGCUGGGUUCUAAUGUGUAGUAAAAGGGGGGCGCAGUGUAUUUUGUUUACUUAUGGAACUUUAAUCCUAUCCAAUCCUCUGCUUGAAGUCUGUAUUAGUUUCUUGAUGAUUAAUAUGAAACCAAAGGUGCAUUUUCUUGAGGAUUGCCGCCAUGAAAUUUCAUUAUUUUACUUAGAAGAUCACUCAACAGUCUUUCUCCCAUUUUUAUCAUCGUAAUCUCAGAGAUGGUAGGCUCUGGGAACUGUUUUCUCUUCUCUAGGAUGUGAGAGAAGACACCCAACAUAGGAAUGGAAACUCAGGCAUGAAGCCAGCAGAGUAUGAUAGGAUCUCUCAUGAUAUGAGAAUACUUCCACUUUUCUACAGAUGAUUUUGACUUGAAACGCUGAAAUUCUUUUCAAAACCUUGCUGGUUUCUGGUCGGAUACUGAAAACCAAUCUCUUUCUAUACGAUUCUACCCUUUUCAUUGCUGACAUGGAUGUGAGUAGCCCCAGUGCUCAUGCUUCUCCACUCCAGAGAUCUAUGAAGCUUCUGAUAGUGAUGUUCUGAUAAGCAUGGCCAUCUGGACAUGAUAUCAUCUACGAAUCAGAAGGCUCAUUUCAGCCGGAGAAAUCGUCUCAGAUUUCCAUCACCUGGUGAUUCUUCUUUGGGAUAUGCUGGUAUGCAGGUACACAAGCAGCCUGGGCAACAAGAGAGUCGAGCUCUUUGACAUGGGCGCUGGCGGCAGCGAGGCCACAGCUGAUGAGAAUGUUCAGAUGGCAUCAAGUAUGUUUUUAUCUCUCUUCCUUCAUAUAACCAUCAUCAUCAUCAUAAUCUUAUGAGAAAUGCUUCCACAACUAAUCAUUUACUAUAAGAACCUGAUGAUGGGGACAGUAGACGACGGUAUUGUGGUGUGGGAUCCAGAAUAUGGUGUGAGAAACCCCCAUUGACUUGAGAAAUCAGAAAAUGGUGUUCUUGAUCUGUAGUUUGGUUGACUUUCAACUUCUAGAAACUGCUUAUAUAAGAAUUAAUAUUUGGAUGUUCAUUCAGAGUGUAGUGUGAGGAACCCCAUUGAAUUGAGAAAUCAGAAAGCCAAGUCUUCCAUUUUUAGGAUCUGCUCAUGCAGUAAUUAUAAUUCCAUGCCUUUUUUUCAUCCGAAAAUGUUUAAUUUCAGAAGUGCUGAUGGCACCAUUUAAUCAGCUGCCAUCAAAUGCUGAUUUUGUGAUGAAAUUAGCUCUGGAUCUGAGUUAAAGCUAUUUAUUUUGAUCAGCUUUUCGGUUUUCUCUCCAACACAGAGUACACCUGAUUGCAACGGGAUAAUCUGCUAGAACUGUACAAUUAAUUCAUCAUUCCACUGUUCAUGGCUUGCCUCAGUUGACCUUGUACUAACUCACACAAGUCAACUCGGUUUCCCAGACCUACAGUUCAGAUCUUUGCCACAGCAGGAAUAAUUCUUGCAAUCUUCUCUGUACUUCAGAGUAUCUUGGUCUUUAAUUCCAUUUUUCCUCGGCCCGUUAUAAUUUUUUUUUACUAAAAAUGGUAAAAAACCCCUUGGGUCUGGCAUCAAACAAGCUUAGAAAUUGUUGAUGAUGUUUUCUUGCCAAAGAUAGGAAAAAAAAAAGAAAAAUAAGUAGCACUCUAGGGUUUGGGUAGCUGAUCACCUUCUUCACACUAGCCGAUGUCUAUCUCUGCAGCAAUGUCGAAUCAGGAGCUUGUUGAUGCGGGAAGGAAGACGAUGGACGAGACCGAUCAGGCCAUCCAACGGUCGAAAAUGGUCUGGAGACGCUCCAUCAAUCUAGAUAUCCCUUCUCUUUCUUUUCCACUUAUGGCUCAUCUUGAAGUGUCUGGAUUCACCAGGUGGUCGAGCAAACCGUCGAAGUGGGUGCCCAGACCGCCACCACCCUGAAGGGCCAAGUGAGUUGACCCAACACUGGAUUCCACCAUCGUUGACUUUCCUCUUCCAUGGCUGAGUCAGCGUCCAUCCACUCUUGCUCCCGGUGAAUUCCACAGACACAGCAAAUGGGCCGGAUUGUCAACGAGCUGGACACCAUCCAGUUCUCCAUCAAGAAGGCAUCUCAGCUCGUGAAGGAGAUCGGCCGACAGGUCAACCUUUGGCGGGCCCCGCACAUAUUCACCAGUAUUUGCUCAUAAUUUCAUUAAUUUAAAUGCUUUUCUCCAAUUCAGGUAGCCACCGACAAGUGCAUCAUGCUGUUCCUAUUUCUGAUCGUGUGCGGCGUGAUCGCCAUCAUCAUCGUUAAGGUACUCCAUAAUCUACAUUUUCUCAAAAUGGCAUUUUUAUGGGCGUUGACUUUGGAUCCAUCGCCGUCAAACUGCCUGCAGAUUGUCAACCCAAGCAACAAGAACAUACCAGACAUUCCGGGCCUGGCACCGCCGGUUCCGGCAGCUGCAAGGCGGCUCCUGGCGGCGGGGCCACUACUCCGCUAG